This is a messenger RNA of Jaculus jaculus (lesser Egyptian jerboa), 1463 nucleotides long. RefSeq names its product mitogen-activated protein kinase 8 (gene Mapk8). The record is from RefSeq and is a predicted model, not a curated record. Bases 163 to 1317 code for a protein of 384 amino acids. Gene Ontology annotation, cellular component: cytoplasm; nucleus. Gene Ontology annotation, biological process: protein phosphorylation; JNK cascade. Lineage: Eukaryota; Metazoa; Chordata; Mammalia; Rodentia; Dipodidae. Gene Ontology annotation, molecular function: JUN kinase activity; ATP binding. The transcript is spliced from 12 exons.
CCCGGGAGUUGCGGAGCCGCCGAGCACGGCUGGCUAACGGCCGCGGCCAUUGCACGGACGGACGGCGUCGGUCACACGCCGCGGGCUUCCCUGCGACCGCUCGCCGUGCUGCCGGCCUCGGUGAGUUUUUGGAUGAAGCCAUUAAAUUAAUUUCUUGCCAUCAUGAGCAGAAGCAAGCGUGACAACAACUUUUAUAGUGUAGAGAUUGGAGAUUCGACAUUCACAGUCCUGAAACGAUACCAGAAUUUAAAACCUAUAGGCUCAGGAGCUCAAGGAAUAGUAUGUGCAGCUUAUGAUGCCAUUCUUGAAAGAAAUGUCGCAAUCAAGAAGCUAAGUCGGCCAUUUCAGAAUCAAACUCAUGCUAAGCGGGCCUACAGAGAGCUAGUUCUUAUGAAAUGUGUUAAUCACAAAAAUAUUAUUGGCCUUUUGAAUGUUUUCACACCACAAAAAUCCCUAGAAGAAUUUCAAGAUGUUUACAUAGUCAUGGAGCUCAUGGAUGCAAAUCUUUGCCAAGUGAUACAGAUGGAACUAGAUCAUGAAAGAAUGUCCUACCUUCUCUAUCAAAUGCUGUGUGGAAUCAAGCACCUUCACUCUGCUGGAAUUAUUCAUCGGGACUUAAAGCCUAGUAACAUAGUAGUGAAAUCAGACUGCACUUUGAAGAUUCUUGAUUUUGGACUAGCCAGGACUGCAGGAACAAGUUUCAUGAUGACGCCUUAUGUAGUGACUCGCUAUUACAGAGCACCAGAGGUCAUCCUAGGCAUGGGCUACAAGGAAAACGUGGAUUUAUGGUCUGUGGGGUGCAUUAUGGGAGAAAUGGUUUGCCACAAAAUCCUCUUUCCAGGAAGGGACUAUAUUGAUCAAUGGAAUAAAGUUAUUGAACAGCUUGGAACACCCUGUCCUGAAUUCAUGAAGAAACUACAGCCAACAGUAAGGACUUAUGUUGAAAACAGACCUAAAUAUGCUGGAUAUAGCUUUGAGAAACUGUUCCCUGAUGUACUUUUCCCAGCUGACUCAGAACACAACAAACUAAAAGCCAGUCAGGCAAGAGAUUUGUUAUCCAAAAUGCUAGUAAUAGAUGCAUCCAAAAGGAUCUCCGUAGAUGAAGCUCUCCAGCACCCGUACAUCAAUGUCUGGUAUGACCCUUCUGAAGCAGAAGCCCCACCACCAAAGAUCCCUGACAAGCAGUUAGAUGAAAGGGAACACACAAUAGAAGAAUGGAAAGAACUGAUAUACAAGGAAGUGAUGGACUUGGAGGAGAGAACCAAGAAUGGAGUCAUCCGGGGGCAACCUUCUCCUUUAGCACAGGUGCAGCAGUGAUCAAUGGCUCUCAGCAUCACCCAUCGUCAUCGCCGUCUGUCAAUGAUGUGUCUUCAAUGUCAACAGAUCCGACUUUGGCUUCGGAUACAGACAGCAGUUUAGAAGCCUCAGCGGGACCUCUGGGCUGCUGUAGAUGACUACUUGGG